Molecule: messenger RNA, 1897 nt
Organism: Guillardia theta CCMP2712
Lineage: Eukaryota; Cryptophyceae; Pyrenomonadales; Geminigeraceae
Exons: 14
Coding region: 190-1854 (554 amino acids)
Molecular function (GO): protein binding
Source: RefSeq, a predicted model, not a curated record
CGACGAUGGGGAAAGUGAAGAGUAGCAGCGACUUGUUCCGGCAUGUCGAAUGUGAUUCAUCUCACGAUUCUUGACAGAACUUAGAAGACAAAAAGGAAUCAGUGGAAAUCGAGAGGUUCUGGCUCAGCCUAUCAGCCUGCUGUAGCAUUCAGUGAGAGAUCAACCUGUGCCAUUCCUUCACCGAUCGUGAUGGACGAGAAGCUCAAAAAGCUGCUGGAGUCAAGGAAGAAACAUCAGGAGGAAGCGGAAGAGCUGGAAUGGGCACCAAGGAGCACAAGUGCAGAAGAGAAACCGAAACGUUCUUCUACUGCAUUCAGAAAGAAUGAGGAGCAAGACUUCACGUUAUCGUCCACAGCAUCGGACAAGGAAGAUUGUUCAACCCCACAAAAUAAGAAGUUUGCUGAGGACCGUGCUCCCACGAAUGCAAAGCGAAAGCUUCCCGACCUGUCCAGCAAUGAGUCUCCGAGUCUCUCGAGCACUGAGAUCGCAGACAUCACUGCGGGUGAAGCUCGCCAUGUCUCGAUGGCAGCGAGUUCCGAGCAGCUCCCUCCUGCAACUGCUGCCCAGUCAAGCGACCCCGAUAUGGACGGUCACGCGAUGAAGCAACACACAGCACACCAAGACUUCAGAACCGAUGCUGGUGCUCAUCUCGGUGAAGCUCGUCCGAUCUCGUCUGUACAGGACGUUGACUUCGAAAUCUAUCCUGUUGAAAGCCAAGCGGAAGAAACAAAGCCGUCAGAGACUCCACAAGCAACACUUGAUGAAUCCAGACUUGAGAACUUUGAGGUCAAACCCGAUACACAUCAACCCACCUUGCCGUGGCCGGAGGAGCAACAUCACAGGGGCAUAUCCAGCCAUGAAAUGUCAACACAUGUGGAGAUGAGAAGCGAUGUCAAUCCAAGUGAUGACACUGCAGCUGUUCUCCAUGUUCAGGAGGGGAGCGCAGCAUCCGGCCACGGUGCUCAAACAUUGGAUGACAUGUUUCAAGAGUUCUUCCAUCCAGCAGAGCCGGGGGAGACCAAAGCUGACAGUCGUGAGGAUCUCUCGAGUCAAACUACUCCCAUCAGAACGUCAAAGCCCAAGAGUCCUUCAAAGACUCGCAAUAGCGAAGGUUCGCAUAAAUCAUCGCCGUCAAAGCAGUCGAAUCCGCUUUCUACUGCAAUGCCGAAACAAAGAGUGAAAGUGAUCUCUGAAUAUACCAAGAGCGAUGGAGUAGGUGCAGGAGCGCUUUUCCAUGACGAUCAACCAGCUGCUGAGCAUCAGGGAACAAGCACGUCCGUACCAGCUUCGAUGCGGACCAAACUGCUGGAAAACAACGUUCUUGCGAUCUCUACAGGAUCAAUUGCAGAGAGAGCUUCUGCAGCAAGGAGAAUAUGUCGACGAGUGAAAACAUUUGAUUCUCUCAAGCAGCUGUUGGGUAAUCAUGUCAUCAAAUCCAUCAGCAACCUGCUGAUGGAACCUAAAGGCAUGGAGGGAGCAAUCGACGGGUUGCUACCCUUGUGCUGUUUUAUUGGCCCUACAAACGAGGAGGACGAGGAGACUUUGGCCCACCUGUGCAACGAGCUGGAAGCACACGGCGUGGCUGAGAAAUUAGCCGCUAUCCUUUGUUCGUCCAUGCUGAGCAUCAGAACGAAAUCGAAGAUAGCAACACUCGUUUUCUACAUGGCAAAAGAAGAAAGAUUUGCAAACUCGUUGUUGAAGGAGCAAGGAGCAAUCAAAGCCUUAACAGGUCUGCUGGACAGCGAGCAAGAAGAAGCAAGCUCACGGGCUGCGGCGGCCCUUGCUAACAUUUCAUACUGGAGCAACAUAACCUCCACAUUUUACAGCCACCUGCGAGUACAAGUAGCCCUGUAGCAGGCCUGCUCUCCUUCAAUACAUCCGUUCUCCUCUUGUUCCC